Lontra canadensis (Northern American river otter) is the source of this 1390-nucleotide messenger RNA. RefSeq names its product mex-3 RNA binding family member A (gene MEX3A). The transcript has 2 exons. The record is from RefSeq and is a predicted model, not a curated record. The annotation marks the transcript as partial. Gene Ontology annotation, molecular function: RNA binding. NCBI's taxonomy places the organism in Eukaryota, Metazoa, Chordata, Mammalia, Carnivora, Mustelidae.
CCCCCGCAGCCGGCCCCGCCGCCGCCGCCCGCGGCGCCCCCGGCCGCCCCGCCGGCGGCCCCCGCGGCGCAGACGCCCCAGCCCCCCACCGCCCCCAAAGGGGCCAGCGACGCCAAGCUCUGCGCUCUCUACAAAGAGGCCGAGCUGCGCCUGAAGGGCAGCAGCAACACCACCGAGUGUGUCCCCGUGCCCACCUCCGAGCACGUGGCCGAGAUCGUGGGCAGGCAAGGCUGCAAGAUUAAGGCUCUGAGGGCCAAGACCAAUACGUACAUCAAGACGCCGGUGCGCGGCGAGGAGCCCGUGUUCAUGGUGACCGGACGGCGGGAGGACGUGGCCACAGCCCGACGGGAGAUCAUCUCAGCGGCCGAGCACUUCUCCAUGAUCCGCGCCUCGCGCAACAAGUCCGGCGCCGCCUUUGGCGUGGCUCCCGCCCUGCCGGGCCAGGUGACCAUUCGCGUGCGGGUGCCCUACCGCGUGGUGGGGCUGGUGGUGGGCCCCAAGGGGGCCACCAUCAAGCGCAUCCAGCAGCAGACCAACACGUACAUCAUCACGCCGAGCCGCGACCGCGACCCGGUGUUCGAGAUCACGGGGGCGCCGGGGAACGUGGAGCGCGCGCGCGAGGAGAUCGAGACGCACAUCGCCGUGCGCACCGGCAAGAUCCUCGAGUACAACAACGAGAACGACUUCCUGGCGGGGAGCCCCGACGCCGGGCUGGACAGCCGCUACUCCGAGGCCUGGCGUGUGCACCCGCCCGGCUGCAAGCCGCUCUCCACCUUCCGCCAGAACAGCCUGGGCUGCAUCGGCGACUGCGCCGUGGACUCGGGCUUCGAGGCGCCGCGCCUGGGCGAGCAGGGCGGGGACUUCGGCUACGGCGGCUACCUGUUCCCGGGCUACGGCGUGGGCAAGCAGGACGUGUACUACGGCGUGGCCGAGACCAGCCCCCCGCUCUGGGCGGGCCAGGAGAACGCCACGCCCACCUCGGUGCUCUUCUCCUCCGCCUCCUCGUCGUCGUCCUCGUCCGCCAAGGCCCGCGCCGCGCCCCCGGGGGCGCACCGCUCCCCCGCCGCCUCCGCGGGGCCGGAGCUGGCCGGCCUGCCCAGACGCCCGCCGGGGGAGCCGCUGCAGGGCUUCUCCAAACUGGGCGGCGGCCUGCGGAGCCCGGGCGGCGGGCGGGACUGCAUGGUGUGCUUCGAGAGCGAGGUGACCGCCGCCCUGGUCCCCUGCGGACACAACCUCUUCUGCAUGGAGUGCGCAGUACGCAUCUGCGAGAGGACGGACCCGGAGUGUCCCGUCUGCCACAUCACAGCCACGCAAGCCAUCCGAAUAUUCUCCUAAGCCCCCUGCCCCGGGCCUCCGGGCUCCCUCCCUGGGCCGAGGGCGCCCCCACCUC